ACCACAAAUCACUAUUUUACUGUUAAAUUUUAAGAGGGAAGUGUUGACGAUUUUUGACUGUAUUUUCCAAGUAUAAUUUUAAACAAUCUUGCAAGUCAUAAACAGUUAGCACCCAGUUUGACACUCGUAUAUUUUUCGAUAAUUUAAAAAGUAUUGCGAAAUAUUUUCUCAAUUUAUUUAAAUAUGAGACCGGGCUGUAAACAACGUUCCGUUGUAUGGGAUCAUUUUAAAAAACAUACUGACGGUAAAACUGUUACGUGUCAAAUAUGUAAAAAGGAUUAUAAAUAUUACGGAAACACGACAAACUUAAAAGAACAUUUAAAUCGAAUACACCCAACCAAACUCAAUCCGAUCACUCAUAAUGAAGAUGAUCCAGAUAACCAAUUAAUACAGACUACCGAAAAUACAUUUAGUCCCUCAACUUCAGCAAUUUCUUCUAAUUUAUCAUUUCAACAUUUAAUUUCAUCGCAAUUUUCUGAGCCACCAUCAAAACGGCCUCGCCAACUAAAACUUUUUAAUUCGACAAAAGUAAAUGAACUUAGUGAUUCUGAUAUUAAGGCUAUUAAUAAAUCUUUAAUUAACAUGAUUGUCGCUGAUUAUCAACCACUCUCGUUAGUAGAAAACGUUGGAUUUAUUGAGUAUAGUAAAAAAUUGCAACCACUUUAUUCUAUCCCUAGUAGAAAAAUAUUAACUUCGAAAUUAUUGCCACAAGAAUAUAAUGUUAUACUUCUUAAAAUAAAAUCUAUUCUUCAAAAUGUAAAUGAUUUAUCUAUAACAACAGAUAUGUGGACAUCCGAUUCCAAUAUAUCAUAUAUAACAGUGACGUGCCAUUUUAUUUUUGACGACCAAUUAUAUUCACCAGUAAUUGCAACUAAAGACGUUUUUGACAGACACACUGGUCAAAAUAUAGCCGCUACACUUACAAAUAUUUUUAAUGAGUGGAAUAUAACAAAUAAAAUAAUAACUGUGGUAUCAGAUAAUGGGUCAAAUAUUAAAAAUGCAAUAAACGAACACCUUCUUAAACACCAUCAUCCAUGUGUAGCACACACACUUAACUUGAGUAUGAAUGAGGCAAUAAAUGGAAACUCUGAUAUAAAUCAAAUUUUAAAAAAAUAUAGGACGAUAGUAGAGCAUUUUAAGCACAGCAGCAACGCUACAGAAAAACUCAAAGAUUUUCAAUUACAAAUGAACUUACCUCCAUUAAAAGUUAAGCAAGAUGUGCCCACUAGGUGGAAUUCUAGUUUAAUAAUGAUGGAUAGACUUGUAAACAUUAAAGUCCCUCUAUCUGCAACUAUGUCAACUUUACCUCGUGCUCCAAAUUAUUUAAAUGCGUCAGAGUGGGAGAUAAUAUUAGAUUGUACUCAUAUUUUAAAGCCAUUUCCAAUUAUGACAGCGGAAUUAUCAGGCGAAAAGUAUCCAACAUUAAGCGUGGUAAUACCACUUAUUAGAGGUCUUCAACAUAUUUUAAAAAACUUGAAAACAGAAACUGAUAUUGGGGAUGUAUUUAGAAAUAUGUUGAUGGAUAUAGUUAGUAGACGGUUGGGAAUUUUAGAAAAAAAUAAAAUUGUUGCAAAAGCAACAUUCUUAGACCCACGGUUUAAAAAAACUGCGUUUGGUUUACUUGAAAAUGCUAGUAAUGCUCAAAAAUGGGUAAGCGAAGAAUUGACAAUGAUGAUUAGUACAAAUACUGUAAUGGAAAAUGAAAUGAGUACAGCUGAAUCUACUAUAGAACCCGCGUUAAAUAGCACUAAUAAUACAACAACAUCACUAUGGGAGCAUUUUGAUAAUAAAGUCACUGAAGGCAAAAUUACAUCGAGUCCAAAUAUAACUUCCACUUUAAUAAUACGUCAAUAUUUAGAUAUGCCACUUAACAGGUAG
Molecule: messenger RNA, 1878 nt
Organism: Daktulosphaira vitifoliae (grape phylloxera)
Lineage: Eukaryota; Metazoa; Arthropoda; Insecta; Hemiptera; Phylloxeridae
Product: E3 SUMO-protein ligase ZBED1-like
Exons: 2
Coding region: 184-1878 (564 amino acids)
Molecular function (GO): DNA binding
Source: RefSeq, a predicted model, not a curated record